Messenger RNA from Diabrotica balteata, 327 nucleotides. The record is from the annotation of a GenBank genome assembly. NCBI's taxonomy places the organism in Eukaryota, Metazoa, Arthropoda, Insecta, Coleoptera, Chrysomelidae.
AUGCAAUGCAAUUGGUCACAAAAAAUAGAAGAAAACCAGGAAGAAACGAAACUAGCAAUGGAUGAAACAAAACAAAUCAUAAUAGAAAAUCAACGUGAAACAAAACAAACCAUGGAAAAAAAUCAAAAAGGGAAACAAAUAAGCCUUAGAAGAAAACAACAGAAAUAUAGAGAGUAUCAAGAAGGAAAUGGUACAGAAAUCGAGGAGAUUGUAGAAAAAAGCGAGAAACAAGAAAUAGAGAUUAAAGAAAUCAAAAUUCAAAUUAAGGAAAUCAAUAAUAUGUCUAGCAAAAAGAAAAAGUCUAAAAUAAUUAGAAAUAAAAUGUGA